AUGCUUUUCGGAGUAAAGUUGGCCAACGACGUUUAUCCUCCUUGGAAAGAGUCUUACAUCGACUAUGAGCGUUUGAAAAAGUUGUUGAAAGAAGGUGUUAUUAGGGACAGGUCAAAUGGCGCUAGAGCCAAGAGCGAGGAUCGCGAUUUUGCCUGGAACGAUAAUGAUGAGUCUCGUUUUGUCGAAGCAUUAGAUAAAGAAUUGGAGAAAGUUUAUGGUUUCCAGAUAAAGGAGUAUAAUACACUUCUGGAAAGAUUGAGUCGCUUGGAGUCGCAGACUAAUUCGGAGGAAAGUAUCAAAAACCUAGACGCAGAUGCGUUUCAAAGUGUCUUGGAAGAUCUGUUGAGUGAAGCUCAAGAAUUAGACAACUUUUACCGUUUGAACUAUACCGGAUUUGUUAAGAUUGUUAAGAAACACGAUAAAUUACAUCCCAAGUACCCAUCGGUUAAGUCUUUGUUGGAAGUUAGAUUGAAAGAGUUGCCAUUUCACUCUGAGGAGUUAUCUCCUUUAUUGUACCGUGUUUCUUUCUUGUACAAUAUCUUGAGGAGCAAUUUUAGCAAUGUUUCCAAAUCCUUGGCUGAGGCACCAAAACUGUCUAAUGUCAAUGGUUCUGUCACUGGUAAUAUCAAUUUUGAAAGUUUUAAGUUCUGGGUUCAUAACGAUAACCUGAUGGAAGUUAAGACUAGAAUCUUAAGACAUUUGCCAGUGUUGGUCUAUGCAUCUGCACCAACCGAGAAUGAUGACCUCAUCGACAGAUACGAAGCUGUUGAUGCUGAUGUUGCAGCCCCUUCCACGAGCUCUAGUGGAGAGAAUUACGAUAAUGGUCUACGUGAUAACAAAUCUUAUGAUCCAGUGAUCACUGCUCUGUACUUUGACAAUGAAAGAUUUGAGCUUUACAACAACAAGUUGCUAAAGGUCAACUCUUCUCCAACUUUGAGAUUAAGAUGGAUGGGUAGAUUGCACGACAAGCCUGAAAUUUAUUUGGAAAAGAGAAUGGUUGUCGAAGACGCCGAGUCCGGCAACACCGAAUUGGAAGAGACUCGGUUACAGCUUAAACCAAAAUACAUUAGCGGUUUCAUCUUCAACGGUGAUCAAAAGAUUAAAGCCCAAACUUUGAGCAAAUUGAAAGAAAGUGGCAUCGGGGAGAACCAAUUGACCAAGACUGCAAACAAAUUCGAUUCUUUGCAGGAGUUUGUUAUGCAAGAAGAGUUGCAACCUCUCUUAAGAACUACUUACCGUAGAACUGCAUUCCAAAUUCCAGGUGAUGACAGAAUUAGAGUCACUAUAGAUUCUGAUAUUCUAUACGUCAGAGAAGAUUCCUUUGACAGUGACAGACCAAUCAGAGAUCCAAAGAACUGGCACAGAACCGAUAUCGACUCCAAUGUCAGCAACCCAAUGAAGUUCUUGAGAAAUGGUGAAUACUCAAAAUUCCCAUACUCUGUUAUGGAGAUCAAAGUGAAGAACAAUGACUCCCAAGGCUCAUCUAAUGGUUCCCAAAUGUCAUCCAACAGGUUGCCUAGAAAGCACGGUCAAUGGAUCUCAGAGUUGACGAACUCUCAUUUGGUCAAAGAAGUUCCAAAAUUCUCUCUAUACGUUCAAGGUGUCGCAUCCUUGUUCGGAGAGGAAGAGAAAUUGGAUGUUUUACCAUUCUGGUUGCCAGAAUUGGAUACCGACAUCAGAAUUGAUCCAAAGCAAGCCUAUGAGGAAGAAAAGAAAAAGAUGAAGAAGCAAAAGGAGACACAGGCAAAAAUUGAUCAAAUGAGAAGGCUCUCCAAGAUCUCCUCCCCCGGUAACGGUGAUCAUCAGCAGCAGCAACAACAACAGCAAGUAGAGCAAUCAGCACAGGUUGCACCCGCCCAACGUGAAGCUGAUCUGGAUGAUCACGAAUCAUCCGACGAGGAAGAUGAAGCACAAAAAAAGAGAAGAAGCAGGAAGAACAAGAAACAAAGAGCAGAGGCCACUUUCUUGAGGAUUCUAGCGGGUAAGGACUCUAAAUUGACUGGUGUCGACUCCGAGGACGAGGAAAUCUCUUUACCUCCUGGUGUUCAAAAGCCAACUAGUUACAUCAAGAACGCUGGUCCUGUCAAGGUCGAAGCUAAAGUUUGGUUGGCCAAUGAACGUACUUUCAACAGGUGGCUGCGAGUGGUUAGUUUGCUAAGUAUCUUGACGUUCUCCAUCUACAACUCCGUUAAGAAGGCCGAGUUCCCUCAAUUGGCUGAAUUUAUUGCCUACAUCUUUUUCGCCUUAACCAUUUUUACUGGUCUGUGGUCUUACUGGAUCUACAUUAAGAGAUUAAACGUUAUCAAAGAGAGAAGUGGUAAGCAUCUUGAUGCUCCAAUAGGUCCAAUACUUGUGGCCACUGUGGUCGCUCUCACUCUAAUAACUAAUUUCGUUGUAGCUUUCAGAGAGAGUGCAAAGAACCAGAAGAACUCCUUCUCCACAAUGUCAAACGAUGAGCUUUCUGAGACUUUGAUCCCAAUUCAGAAGUUCAUAUAUCGCCUUGUCGGCGCCAAGGAAUGA
This is a messenger RNA of Torulaspora delbrueckii, 2520 nucleotides long. It is a transcript of the gene VTC2, whose product is annotated as vacuolar transporter chaperone. Gene Ontology annotation, cellular component: fungal-type vacuole membrane; vacuolar transporter chaperone complex. NCBI's taxonomy places the organism in Eukaryota, Fungi, Ascomycota, Saccharomycetes, Saccharomycetales, Saccharomycetaceae. The transcript has a single exon. The record is from RefSeq and is a predicted model, not a curated record. The coding region runs from base 1 to 2520 and encodes 839 amino acids.